Molecule: messenger RNA, 738 nt
Organism: Paramecium pentaurelia
Lineage: Eukaryota; Ciliophora; Oligohymenophorea; Peniculida; Parameciidae
Source: the annotation of a GenBank genome assembly
AUGAAUUCAUAAUGUGAAUAGCCUUUUUAAUAUAGACAACUUCGAUCCCAAUCUCUAAGUCCUUAUAAUGAUUUCAAUCUUAUAAAGUAACUUAAAAGAUAAUUGCAUUACCCUGCUCAAAAAACAAUGUAAUUGUUAUCUUUUGAAAAUAAACAAAAUCAUGAAUAAAUUGAAACAAAUAUCAUAAGCACAGGUAAAUUAAACUUUGUAAUUUACAUAAGAUAACAUUAAACACUAAAAAAAUAACUUUAAGAGUAGAAGGAACUCAUUAAUAUUUGAAGGACACUCUAUUCCAAUUAAUCCAAUUCUCAGAUAUAGUAUGGAAGGUUAUCAAAUAAAAAACAUUGCUCCAAAGAUUUUAGCAACCAAAAAUUUCUCAUAAGAAUUAACCAAUAGAAAAUAAAGACCCCUUAAUCCAAUCAAUUCCUCAGAUUGUAACAAUGAUGAUGAUGCUAACAAUCAGUAGACUGUCAUUGAAUAAAAUCAAAAUUUAUCACCAUAAACUGAAACCAAAAGACAAAAUAUAUCUUUUUUACCUUCUAUAAGAAAAUAAAAAAUUGUGAUUGAUGAAGAAUAAUUGAUUAAGAGAUCAGAAAGAUAUGAAUAAUUAAUGGUAUUAAAAUAUUAAUUUAGAAAAAAUCCUGUAAUUAGUAGCUUAAUGAAUUAUAAUCCUUAAUUAAGAAGAUAAAAAAGUUCCCAUCUGGAUAAAAAGAGAAGAAGGUAACAUUUCUUAUUUGA